This is a messenger RNA of Pipistrellus nathusii (Nathusius's pipistrelle), 891 nucleotides long. The record is from the annotation of a GenBank genome assembly. NCBI's taxonomy places the organism in Eukaryota, Metazoa, Chordata, Mammalia, Chiroptera, Vespertilionidae.
AUGGCCUCCAGGUGUCCAGGUGAGAGGAAGAGCCGCACGUCUCUCACUUUAAAUCAGAAGCUGGAGAUGAUCAGGCUCAGCGAGGAAGGCUUGUCCAAGGCCGAGAUAGGCCGGAAGCUCGGGCUCCUGCGCCAGACGGUGAGCCAGGUGGUGAACGCCAAGGAGAAGUUCCUGCGGGAGGUGCGGAGCGCCACCCCGCUCAGCACCCGCAUCAUCCGGAAGCGCAACAGCCUCAUUGCCGACAUGGAGAAGGCCCUGGUGGUCUGGAUAGAAGACCAGGCCAGCCACGACAUCCCCUUAAGCCAGAGCCUGAUCCAGAGCAAGGCCCUCACGCUCUUCAAUUCCAUGAAGGCCCAGCGAGGGGCGGGCGCCGCCGAGGAGAAGUUCGAGGCCAGCAGAGGCUGGUUCAAGAGGUUUAAGGAGAGGAGCCGGUUCCCCGACAGAAAAGCUGCGGGCCGAGCCGCCAGGGUCCUAACGGACGAGGAGCUGCUGCUCGUGGACGAACGGAGAAAGUGGCUCCUUGAGGUGGAAGCCGCGCCCGGGGAAGACACGGUGAAGGUCGUUGAGAUGACCACAGAGGAUCUGGAAUAUUACGUAAACUUAGUGGACCAGGCGGCGGCAGGGUUUGAGAGGAUUGACUCCAAUUUCGAAAGAAGUUCCGCUGUGGGGAAAAUGCUGUCCAGCAGCAUCGCGUGCUACAGAGAGAUCCUUCGCGAAAGGAAGAGCCGAUCCAAGCAGCAAGCCUCACUGUUCACUCGUUUUAAGACAUUGCUACGACCGCCCCAGACUUUGGCAGCCACCACCCUGCUUAGUCAGCAGCCAUCAACUUCCAGGCAGGACCCUCCGCCUGCAAAAAGGUUAAGACUCGCUGCAGGGUCCGAUGAUGGUUAG